This is a messenger RNA of Rhinocladiella mackenziei CBS 650.93, 1749 nucleotides long. RefSeq lists its product as uncharacterized. Bases 1 to 1749 code for a protein of 582 amino acids. Lineage: Eukaryota; Fungi; Ascomycota; Eurotiomycetes; Chaetothyriales; Herpotrichiellaceae. The record is from RefSeq and is a predicted model, not a curated record. Gene Ontology annotation, molecular function: transmembrane transporter activity. The transcript is spliced from 2 exons. Gene Ontology annotation, biological process: transmembrane transport.
AUGUCAGACGAAACAAAAUCAUGCCCCAGCACUCAGCGUCCUGCCAGCACUGAUGCUGCAAAUGCCGUUGGUCCCCUUGAGGAGGACGAAUACCCUCCGUUCCUAACUGUCCUGAUCACCGUCGCGGCGGUGAUGUUCACGUCUUUUCUCGUCGCACUGGACCGAACCAUCAUUGCGACCGCCAUCCCUGUUAUCACCGACCACUUCAACUCCCUGGGAGAUGUAGGUUGGUACGCUUCCGCCUACCUCCUGACCAUGUCCGCCUUUCAACUCUUCAUGGGCCGAGUCUACACCUUCUAUAAUCCGAAAUGGGUCUAUAUCUCGUGUGUUGGAAUCUUCGAACUCGGCUCCUUGAUCUGCGGUGCUGCUCCCACUUCCACCGCGCUCAUUAUCGGUCGUGCCAUCGCAGGCUUGGGCAGUGCAGGCAUCUUCUCUGGGGCAAUUAUCAUCAUCGUCUACCUUGUCCCACUGUCCAAACGUCCAGCCUGGACCGGCAUGGCUGGAGCCGUCUUCGCCGUCGCCUCCGUCGCUGGACCACUAUUGGGCGGCGUCUUCACAGACAAAGUCUCCUGGCGAUGGUGCUUCUAUAUCAAUCUCCCCAUCGGAGGAGCCACCGUGGUGGUUUUGGUAUUUGUCCUUAAUCUCCCUAAGAAAGAGAAGGCGAAGGUCCAUCUCCAGCAACAAGUUCAUCAAAUGGACCCGAUCGGCACAUGUGUCUUCGUCCCGGCCAUCGUAUGUCUCCUCCUCGCCCUCCAAUGGGGCGGAGUGACCUACCACUGGUCGGACGCGCGGAUCAUCGUUCUCCUUAUUCUUUCAGGCAUACUCUUCCUCGGCUUCAUGUGGAUUCAACACUGGCGACAAGAAAACGCCACAAUUCCCCCACGCAUCCUCAAGACCCGAUCCGUUGCCGCAGGGGUUACCUACGCUUUCUUCUCCGGCUCAGGAAUGAUGUCUAUGGUCUACUUCCUUCCAAUCUGGUUCCAAGCCAUCAAAGGCGCCUCGGCCGUGCACUCUGGUAUCAUGAACUUGCCGGCGAUUCUGGCCAUGACGCUCGCAGCCAUGAUGGCCGGAUUCCUCACGCGCAAAAUCGGCUAUUUCACACCGUGGAUGUACGUGUCCUCCCUCCUCACCCCAAUCGGCGCAGGCCUGAUCUCUACAUUCUCCACCACCACGGCACACCCGGCGUGGAUCGGAUAUCAAAUCCUCUGGGGCUUCGGCCUGGGGCUGGGAAUGCAACAACCCAGCGUGGGCGCACAAGUAUCACUGGCCAAAAAAGAUGUCCCAACCGGCGCUUCGAUGAUGUUCUUUGCCCAGACUCUCGGCGGAUCCAUCUUCGUUAGCGUCGCCAACAACAUCUUCGACAACAAGCUUGCCCAGGGCUUACGGACCAUCCCCGGCAUCAAUCCCGACGUCAUCUCGAACGUCGGCGCCACUGAUCUACGAGACGUCGUUCCCUCCCAGAACCUGCACAGUGUGCUGGUGGUAUACAACGGGGCGCUCCGGAACGCAUUUUAUGUCUGUACCGCCGUCAGCGCUACAACUAUAUUCGGCAGCUUGGCUAUGGAGUGGAAGAAUUUGAAGAAAGUUGAAGCCGAGCAGAAGGCUGCUGCUGCCAAAGCUAAGAUUGAAUCUGAACAAUCGAGGAAGCCCAGUUCGACCGGGACAGUGGAAGCACAGCCGCAUCAACAGCAUUCGCCACCGCAACCUCCACCUGCUGCGGCGGAGGAAAAGAAGAUCGAAGAAGUCUGA